GCUGGGCGGGGACAUAGUAGAAGCGACGGGCUGGUUCAGCGGCCAUUGAUGCUCUUAUUAUCGAGGACAAACCGAUAUUAAUUCCUGUGUUUGUGCGUUUUAUUUGCGGUCAGCAGCCAUGGUGUCCCACUCUCUUGCCCUGCCGAUGAUCUGCUUCACCACGUUAUGGGCGCUGGUGGGAGUCGUGGCCCCGUUUUUAGUGCCCAAAGGACCAAACCGGGGUGUGAUUGUCACCAGUCUCAUCCUCACAGCCGUCUGCUGCUACUUGUUUUGGUUAAUAGCCAUUCUGGCUCAGACCAACCCCCUGUUCGGCCCACAGCUGAAGAAUGAAACUAUAUGGUAUCUGCGCUACUUCUGGGAAUAAACAGGGACUAUGACGUGAGGCCUCUUGUCCUUCCUGUCCUGUGGCUCGCUGGACAUUAUUCCAUUAAAUACACCCACACACACACAUACAGUCUGCAGAUGUCAUGAAUUAUUUCAUAAGUUGCAGCAUUGUGCAACAAACAAACAAAAAAAAAAAAGUCAGUUUUCUGUGAAACCUUGGGAAAUGUUAAGAAUAAUGUACAGUAUCUGGGAUUAAGGAUUUAUUGAGAGGGAAGUGAAAUCCAUUAGGAGUAGAUAUUAAUCUUGUGCAAUGUGCAAUCCUUUAGUUUUUGGCUUUGUGCUGUCGUCAACAGGGAACACGAUUUCUUUUUUAUUUUUUAUGUUUUGUUUUUUUUUCUCUAAACGUGUUUGUAUUUAUUUUGGCUCGCGGACACUGAUGUAAGCUUGUUGUAAUCACCUCAGUGUCCACACUGUCUUGUUAUAUAACUGUUAUUAUCCGUGAUGUAACGCUGUGUGUGUGUGUGUGUGUGUGUGUGUGUGUGUGUGUGUGUGUGUGAAGAGUUCAUUAGCGCGAGUGCUUGGACGUGCAGCCGUGAGAAUCUCCCAAAAACUGUAAAAGUGAAGAGCGAUUCCCUCCACUUUAGGCCACUCCAGCAUGAAACUCCCUCCCACAUUCCCCUCAUGCUCCACGCCGUGGAGGUCCUCGUUGCCAUGGUGAUCUCAUCACCCAAUUCAGUCCGUCUCCACUCGACCCCCUUCUUCUUCUUCUUCUUUUUUUAUUUUGAUGAAAUCCCUGCCCAUUAUCGGCCGCUCCUAUAUCCUGUAGGUCGUGCUGUAAAAAAAAAGGACGCGUUGUUUGAGUGAAGUUAACGCUCCCUAUGAUCAGAAUUAUUUUUUUUUUUUUUUCUUAGUGGCUCUUUAAUUCUUGACCGAACCCCCCCCCCCUGCCAGCAGCCCUCGAGCAGCAGUGGCAAAUGUCUGCCUUUGAAUGCAUUCCUCUACGGGAACACAAAGCAGCGAAGAAGUACAGGAGCUAGCAGAGAUUAAUGCCUCUUGAUAUUUAAUGAAAGGCCAACAAUGCCACUCUGUGUUGAGAUCAGUCAAUAAAAAAAAUGUGCAGGGGCUUCAGUGGCAGUAGUUCAACCCCCGUGCACAUGCAUUCAAGUUCGGACUCUGAACAGAUCAAGGUUAUUUCAUUUCACUCUGCCGCAACACAACAUUGACUUUACAGCGAGCAUCAGCUGACUCACACCGGAGCCUUUUUAUUCCCCAUCUCUACUACUUUCCUCUUUAUUUAUAUAUAUAUAUAUAUACUGUAUAAAAUGCUGUCAUUUUGACACACCUGCCUCCUCCAGAUGUUUUAAGACAGUCACCUGCCAGCCACCACCACAAUUACACCCGUCCUCUCCACUCCCCCAUCUCCAACCUUCAGUACCUACCCACCUUCCUUACCUCUCACCUUCCCCCUCCCCCCUUCUCUGAAAUCACUUUGCUUCAGCCAAAAAGAAUCAAAAUCAAAAUACAGCUACUUUUUAGAAAGACCAAAUUACGUUGUAUCUCUUUCCCCCCAGCCCUUUUCUGUAGUAGUAUUUGUGGUGGAGGCACGCAUCUAAAAGUGGAAAUAACAGUCGUGCACACUGUACCGUGAUUCACUCAAAGCGAUCGUACCUGAUUAGGACUGAAGCGGACUCUUGUUGCAGUUAAGCUUCACCUCGAGCUGAGGUUGUAAACAUUCGGGCGGCGUGGACUCAUUGCUGAGAGUUUUAUGUAUGUUGGUGUUCAAAGCAAACCCGAUAGACGCUCGGUAACCUUAGCUCAGCUGACGGCACGUCAAGGCAACGUUCUCGUGAAACGCGCCAUCACUCUCGCCCAGCCGAACGAACCGGGAGACCGUCGAGACUUCAGGUCACCCUCCCUCUCAACAUGCCGAGUGUGAACACCUCGUAAAAAAAUGUUGUAAAAUUCCUGCCACUUUUUUUUAAAUUUUCUUUUUUUUUCCUCCUGUUUCUGUUUCUGUUAAUCGUCCCUGGAUAUUAUAGACGAAGGUCAGGCCUUAGUUAAGAGUCACCAUGGUAACAAAAAUCCACUAAAACGUACAUGGCGAGUUCCCGUAUGUGACCUUGUGUUAGAAGUAAAUGCUUCUAUGUGAGUGGCAUUGUGUGUGAAGUACCCAAUAAAAAGACACGUCUCGUUCAA
Mugil cephalus (flathead mullet) is the source of this 2520-nucleotide messenger RNA. It is a transcript of the gene atp6v0e2, whose product is annotated as ATPase H+ transporting V0 subunit e2. Gene Ontology annotation, cellular component: proton-transporting V-type ATPase, V0 domain. NCBI's taxonomy places the organism in Eukaryota, Metazoa, Chordata, Actinopteri, Mugiliformes, Mugilidae. The coding region runs from base 119 to 364 and encodes 81 amino acids. The record is from RefSeq and is a predicted model, not a curated record. Gene Ontology annotation, molecular function: proton-transporting ATPase activity, rotational mechanism. Gene Ontology annotation, biological process: proton transmembrane transport. The transcript has 4 exons.